Nerophis lumbriciformis (worm pipefish) is the source of this 6777-nucleotide messenger RNA. The record is from RefSeq and is a predicted model, not a curated record. Lineage: Eukaryota; Metazoa; Chordata; Actinopteri; Syngnathiformes; Syngnathidae.
AUGGGCUCCCAGGCGCUUCAGAUAUUACGACAGGGCGUGUGGGCCUCACUCACCGGAGGGUGGUAUGUGGACCCGCAUCAGAGCACCUUUUCCAACUGCUUCCAUCUCUACCUGUGGAUAUUUCUGCUGGCCUUCCCCUUUUUGCUUUACAUGGCUUUCCCCGCCAGUUUGGUGAUAGCAGGCUUGUACUCCGCUGCGGUGGCAAUCUUUUUCACCACCAUCAAAGUGGUGAACUACCGACUGCACGCUAUGUUCGACCUCGGGGAGAUUGUCGAGAAGAAGCGGGCUUCGCUCACGGCCGAAGGUCCUAGGACAGAAGAAGGGGAUGAAGGCUCAGGUGGUCAUGACGGGAGUCAACACAGGGAUAUUCAUGCCGGUGUGGAGAUGACCGUGUUUCGGAAGGUCAACUCGACGCCUCCGGUGAGAUGCAGUUCUCAGCACUCCCUGUUUGGACUCAACCAAGUGUCGGAGUUCCUGCCUCAACUCGAGGAUUCAGGGGGAGCAAAGGAUAUCAAGGAGUUAAUGCGAGAACAGGGAAGCAAUAAUGUGAUCGUUACCUCUGCACAUCGCGAAAUGCUGCAGCAGAGUUCUCAGGACACCGUCAGCGCUCCGAGUGUGGUCCAGUCCUGCAUUGCUGUUGCACUGGGAGGUAAUUUCCCAGGUCUCAUGGGACUCCCCGGAGCUCCGUCUGGAUUUGGAGAACCAGGAGAAUAUCUGUCUGUACCCCCUUCGCCCUCCAGUCAAGAAGAUGGGGGCGAGAAAGAGCCAGAAGUACCGCAGAAGAUUCCAGAGGACAAUGCGUUAGCUUAUUCUCCCCUUGGACCGUCUGCUGAGUCUGAGAGUCUUGGAGAUACCCCCCUCAGUCCCCUUAUAAAGAGUAGCUUGAGUGAAGAACUAAGUGAAAAUUUGUUAGGGUUGUGCCUCGACCUAGUGGUGUUUGUUCCUGGGACCGAGUACCCUGGCUGUCGUAGCGGGGUGGCGUUAGCUGCUGGCUCCACAGACAGCUGUUUCAGUGGCGGUGCCGCUGCCACCGAUCGUGAGACACUGAGCACUGUCAGUAGUUACCGCAGUGAAAAGACGGACUCUACUCAACUUGAAAGUCCUUCAUUCAGCCAACCGAAGCUCGCGGAUGGACCGGGAUGUUCUACGGGAGUAACGGCGGGCGACCGAGGCCAUGCAGACACUACGGUCCAGGCAGGACAGGAUGGCAGUGAUACGGAUAAUCUGUCGGACAGUGUGUUGCUGCGUUCCCCUUCCAAAGAUAUCUCCCCUAGUCAGGCUUUGGAUAGGACACUUGUUGAAGGAGAUGAUUUACCAUCUGUUCCGUCGGACAUGAUUGCACAACCCCCUACUUUUCCCAACUCUUCCCCGUCAAGUAGCGGCCAUUCAGACGUUUGCGAUUUAGCCGCCUCGGUCCCCCCCUUACCUCCGCCUCGGCAGGCCGCUUCAGUUCCUUCGAGACUGGCCCUGGGUUCAGUAUGCUCUGAGCCAUCCCUGCCCAUAUCCUCAACCCCAUUCCUGCUGUCUGAUCAAGCCACCCAGCAGGUUGUGCGGCCCAAGGACCUGAAGCUGCUGCGGGCCAGCGGCAAUAGCGUGGGCCACAAGCCGGGCCGGCGGAAAGCUCCUCGAAGGCGAGCCGGGGCCGGGAGUAGUAGUUUUGACUGUGGCUCUUACAGGCGUCACCACAAUCAUAGACAACACAGAGAUUACAUCCCGGUGCGCAACAAGCUCGGGGCCAAGGCCUACAGCGAAAGUCUCUUCGAGGACUCCAGCGACGAGGACGACGGCAGCGACAUGAGCGCCGCUUCCAGUCUAGGUUCUCAGCGCCGCUACAGUUCAGAUGAAGACUCCAGUUCCUCUACCUCCUGCUACUCUCCAGAACUCGCGAACGCCAACGCCGCAUUAAAGCUUCCCCCUGCCGCUCGGCCUCCUACUCCACGUGAAGGGGAAUUAGCAGAAUCCGUCGGCCCCUCGCAUUCCCACGCUGCUCAGCGCUCAUCGAGCACAGCCAGCGCUAAGACUCACGCCAGGGUGCUCAGUAUGGACGGGGCGGGUUCCAGUCACAGCAGCGCGGCCGCUCCGCCUUCUGCUUUGCACACGAUGCCCUCUACUUCCACCCCUGCGCCUCGACCUCUCACCAUUUCCAAGUCGGACUUGGAAGCUCGCACCCUCCAGGUCGAUUGCUUCCCUGUCUCUCACCCUCAUCGGCUUGAUUCUCUCGGAGGUUCUUGGACUGGCAAUCAGAUGGGCUGGCGAGCAGGAGAGUUGACCGAAGAGGGUGCAGUUGGGGGAGCUCUGGCACCAGAAGAUGGCGCCAAGCAUGACUCUGUCAGCAAUGUGAAGAGGACACAAGCCAUUCGUAGGAGACACAAUGCAGGAACCAACCCGACACCCCCGCCCUCCACUAUGGGAUCCCCUCCUAGCCUCCAGGACCUCCAAAGGGCUCGGACGUCCUCGCACUCGCGGACCCGCACCCUUCCCUCUGCCUUACAGUUCGCCUCGUCACUACUGCUCCCCCGCAGCGGCAUCCAUGAGGCCUCCACCUUCGAUGACACAUCAGAGGGGGCUGUGCACUAUUUUUUUGACGAGAGCGGAGUGAAGAGAUCCUACACGUUUGGACCUGCUGGAGGAGGUUAUGAGGAUCCAGUUCAAGAAAGGGAGAGGCAGUCCCAAUCCUCAAGCUUCACCUCCACAGAGGUCCAGGAAGGAGCACCGGUCUUGUCCAUGCUGCAACCAAGACCAGUGGUCCUACAGGGCAUGCAGGUGCGCAGGGUGCCAUUGGAAAUGCCCGAGUUUGACCUGGAUCACGAGUCUCUGCAGGAGUCCCAGGAGAACACGCUGAUGAUCGAGGAGAAGACAAAACCCAAACAGUACUAUCGCUUUUGGGUGCUGCCUGGGAAGUGGGUCAGAGUCCGCUAUGAUCGAUUAGCGCUUCUGGCCUUGUUGGACAGGAACCGACGUGUGGCAGAAAACGUUUUUGCUGUGGUGCUGGCCAGUCUGGUGGCCUUUCUGGGGUUCCAACUGUUGCUCCAGGGCUUUUUCAGGGACAUCUGGGUCUUCCAGUUUUGCCUGGUCAUUGCAAGUUGCCAAUACUCCUUACUUAAGAGUGUACAACCAGAUGCAGCCUCUCCCAUGCAUGGUCAUAACUGGAUCAUCGUGUACAGCCGGCCUGUUUACUUCUGCUUGUGCUGUAUGAUGAUCUGGAUCUUUGAUUUGUCUGGCCGCUCCGGCAGCCUGCAACCGUUUUCCCUCUACGGCGUCACCUUCUUUUCCGCACAAUUCCUGCUUUGCAUCAGAGAUAUGCUUCUAGUAUUGGCCUUGUGUUUCCCGGUCAUCUUCCUGUUUGGCUUGCUACCUCAGGUCAAUACUUUUAUCAUGUGUCUGUUGGAGCAGAUCGACAUGCACAUUUUCGGCGGAACAGCCACCACCAGUCCCCUCUCGUCUCUUUUUAGCCUCAUACGUAGCGUGCUGGUGGCCGCCCUGCUGUAUGGAUUUUGUCUCGGUGCCAUAAAUGCACCGUGGGGGGACGCCCAUGUGCCAGUACUAUUUUCUGUGUUUUGCGGCCUGCUGCUCGCCUUGUCCUACCACCUGAGUCGCCAAAGCAGCGAUCCAACUAUCCUGUGGGCGUUGGUUCGAUCCAAACUCUUCCCCGAGCUGGAAAAUCCCACACCUGAAGACCCCCCUGUGGAGAUCAAAGAUCCUCUCCCAGAAAAGCUGCGCAACUCUGUGAAAGAAAUUCUGCAUUCAGACCUCGUCAUGUGUCCCCUCAUGGCUGUGAUUACCUUCGCCAUCAGUGCCAGCACAGUUUUCAUUGCACUGCAGCCUGCGCUCAGCCUCGUCUUGUACAUCCUGGCAGGAGUUGUCGGCUGUAUUACUCACUAUCUCCUGCCUCAGCUUCGUAAACAGCUUCCUUGGUUUUGCCUGGCUCACCCUGUGCUCCGAUCAAAAGAGUACAGUCAGUUCGAAGUCCGAGAUGCUGCUCAGCUGAUGUGGUUCGAGAAGUUGUACGCGUGGCUUCAAUGUGUGGAGAAGUACUUCAUCUACCCGGCGGUCGUGCUCAACUCCCUCACAACGGAAGCACGUGCUGUUGGCCAAAACCAUAAAGAGCUGGACAUUUAUAGCCGAGCGCUCUUCAUCUCGGUGGCUGGCAUGAAACUGCUGCGUUCGUCCUUCUGCGCCCCGUCGCAGCAGUACGUCACACUGUGCUUCACCACGCUCUUCUUCCACUUUGACUACCCGCACUUCUCCGAGACUUUCCUGAUUGACUACUACUUCAUGUCCAUUCUUUUCAGCAAGAUGUGGGAUUUGCUGUAUAAAUUGCGCUUCGUGCUCACUUACAUCGCCCCUUGGCAGAUCACGUGGGGCUCAGCUUUCCACGCGUUCGCGCAGCCUUUUGCAGUGCCACACUCUGCCGUUCUCUUUGUGCAAGCUAUCUUUUCAGCCAUCUUUUCUACCCCUCUCAAUCCAGUCCUUGGCAGCGCUGUGUUUGUUACUUCAUACACCAGGCCUGUUAAAUUCUGGGAGCGAGACUACAACACAAAGCGAGUUGACCACUCCAAUACCAGACUCGCCACUCAGCUGGACCGUAACCCUGGUGCCGACGACAACAACUUGAACUCCAUAUUCUACGAGCACCUGACACGUUCACUGCAGCACAGCCUGUGUGGAGAUCUGUUGCUCGGCCGGUGGGGCAACUACAACACUGGUGACUGCUUCAUCCUGGCCUCCGACUACCUCAACGCGUUGGUGCACAUCAUCGAGAUCGGAAACGGUCUGGUCACCUUCCAGCUGAGAGGGUUGGAGUUCAGAGGCACCUACUGUCAACAGAGGGAGGUGGAAGCCAUCACAGAAGGCGUGGAGGAGGACGAGGGCUGCUGCUGUUGUGAACCGGGUCACUUGCCUCACAUGUUGUCGUUCAACGCCGCCUUCGGGCAGCGCUGGCUCGCCUGGGAGGUGGCAGCCACCAAGUAUGUGCUGGAGGGUUACAGCAUCAGUGAUAACAACGCGGCCUCAAUGCUGCAAGUCUUUGACUUGCGCAAGAUUCUCAUCACGUAUUAUGUCAAGAGCAUCAUUUACUACGUGAGCCGAUCACCCAAGCUGGAGGAGUGGUUGGCGAACGAGGCCAUCCACGAGGCACUGCGACCUUGUCUGGCACCCAACUACGUAGACAGCGACCCCACCUUCAACCUGAACAUCGACGAGGACUAUGAUCACAGAGCCUCAGGCAUCACGCCCGCCUCCUUCUGCAUGAUUUAUGUGGACUGGAUUCAGUAUUGUAACAGCAGGCGUCAAACGCCUGUGACAAGUGAUAGAGAUUCUCCUCUAGUCAGUCUGUGUUUUGGUUUGUGUAUCCUGGGAAGAAGAGCGCUUGGCACUGCCUCGCACAGCAUGUCUGCAAGCUUGGAGCCGUUCCUCUACGGGCUCCACGCGCUCUUCAAGGGAGACUUUCGCAUCACGUCUCCGCGAGACGAGUGGGUCUUUGCAGAUAUGGACCUUUUGAAUCGAGUGGUGGCACCUGGAGUGCGGAUGUCCCUCAAAUUGCAUCAGGACCACUUCACGUCACCGGAUGAGUACGAGGACCCCGCAGUGUUGUAUGACGCCAUCACGGCCAACGAGGAGAAGAUGUUGAUAUCCCAUGAAGGCGACCCAGUUUGGCGGAGCGCCAUCCUCGCUAACAUGCCCUCGCUGCUGGCGCUGCGUCACAUCAUGGAUGACGGAAGCGACGAAUACAAGAUCAUCAUGUUGAAUAAGAGGUUCCUCAGCUUCCGAGUCAUCAAGGUGAACAGAGAGUGCGUGCGAGGACUGUGGGCCGGUCAACAGCAGGAGCUGGUCUUUCUGCGCAACCGCAACCCCGAACGCGGCAGCAUUCAGAAUGCCAAGCAGGCCCUGAGGAAUAUGAUCAACUCGUCGUGCGACCAACCCAUCGGUUACCCCAUUUACGUGUCUCCCCUAACUACGUCUUACGCCGGCGCACAUAGUCAGCUGCGCUCAGUGUGGGGCGGGCCUGUUAGCCCGCACAAUAUCUACAAUUGGCUCAUCAAUAGCUGGGACAGGAUGCAGAAAGGAUGCGGUGCCGGUUGCAAUAGCGGAGGAAACAUCGAGGACUCGGACUGCGGUGGCGGCGGCUCCGCGUCCAUCACGACCAAUGUCGCCAUUCACACCACCCAAAGCACACCAGCUUCCAGCCUUCCUCAGCCACAUAUCACCACCAUACAACCCUCAUUGGGUACCGACAACCCAGUUGGUCCGAGCCAGAAUUGGCCUCACCACCCCCAACCCCUUCCUCUGGCUCUGCUCAGCCAGUCAGAAGGCAGGAUGGAAGCGGGACUGCUUUCAUCCCUUCAGCGUACGUCCUCCAUUCAGGGCUUGUUGGGCCAGCAGCUGUCCAACUCCCAACUCUCCUUCAGCGGCUCGGUGGCGCCGCCCCCUCUGCCCGCGCCCGAACGCUUCUGCCCCUCAGGCUUCCUGGACAACUCGGGCCACAGGGCGGGCCAGCGGGCUGGCCUCGCCCAAGGCAACGUUCUUCACUUCGAGAGCCAUUUCGGGAAGUGGACUUUUUCAGGCAGAAAGGGCUUUAACAGUCCGGCGGCAAUAGCAACGGAGGGCGACGGAGGAAGCGUCCACGCCAUUCGCACCCAGCCGCCACUCCCUGCACCCCCAGCACAGGACGUCAGUCCCUCCCAAGACCCGCUGGGAGCGACACGGACGGUAGAUUCCUCCACCCCCGCACCGCCUGAUGAAUCCACAGAGUUGCCUUUACUUGAGCACCUGCGCUGA